AUGGGCAAGGAUAAACAGAAAAGUAUAGAUGUAUUCUUUAAGAAGAAAGUAGCCUCUGAUGGUGCUACCAGUGAUGCUCCUGCAAACAUAAUUUCUGAAAGUGAUGCACCUUCUCAUGAGCAACCUCCUUCCAAGUGUCAUAGAAUUGAGCAUGCUGAAGAAAUUAUUAUAGUCAAAAAUAAAAGUUUUGAACGUGAUCCAGGCAAGUGUAAGCCAAUUUGGGAAUAUUCUGCUAAUGAAGUCGAUGAGAUACGAAGAGCUUAUUUAAUAGCUGGGCCAUAUCAACCUCAAUGCUCCUAUCCAUUUUCAAAGGAAAAGCAUCCUCGACGUUUUCAAGCGUCUUGGUUCAAAGAAUUAUCUUCGUGGCUUGAGUACUCACCUUAUGUAGAUGCUGCAUUUUGUUUACCAUGCUAUCUUUUCUCUAAAAAGGUCGGCGGGCGACAUGGUUGGGAUGCAUUCACAAUCAAAGGUUUUAACAGUUGGCAUAGAGUUCAUAGUGGAAAGUAUUGUGCUUUUCUAAGUCACAUGGGAGAUGAUCCUUGUUCACAACAUACUAAUGCACUCAUCUCAUGUGUAGACUUAAUGAAUCAGUCUUGCCAUAUUGAUAAAGUUAUGCAUGCUCAAAGCUCCCAACAAAUUGAACAAAAUAGGCUGCGUGUUAAGACUUCAAUUGAUAUGCAGAAUAUCUGUGGCCAAGGAUAUGAUGGCGCUAGUAACAUGCGUGGUGAAUGGAAUGGAUUGCAAGCACUAUUUCUUAAAGAGUGUCCUUGUGCUUAUUAUGUGCAUUGUUUCGCUCAUCGAUUGCAAUUAGCCUUGGUUGCUGCCUCUAAGGAAGUUUCUUCUAUUUAUCAAUUCUUUCAGAAUUUGAAUUUCAUCAUCACUAUUAUCACUGCUUCUUCUAAGCGUCAUGAUCAAUUCCAAGCUGCCCAAAUUUCUGAAUUUGAACAUUUGCAGGCUAUUGGUGAGCUUGAAACUGGUACAGUCUUCAACGUGGGUAUAAUGAAUCAUGUUCAGUACUUGAAAAAAUUUGUACUGAAGGCUCAAAUUAUUCUCAAAGAGGAGAUGCUACUGCAGCUUAUAAGAUGA
Molecule: messenger RNA, 1086 nt
Organism: Gastrolobium bilobum
Lineage: Eukaryota; Viridiplantae; Streptophyta; Magnoliopsida; Fabales; Fabaceae
Exons: 2
Coding region: 1-1086 (361 amino acids)
Source: RefSeq, a predicted model, not a curated record